AUGGAACCAAAUAGUGAAAUAACCAAAGAGAAGUAUGGUGUUGAUAUCUCCUCCAUAAGGGAGGCACAAGUGCGCAUCGACCCAUACAUAAAGAAAACUCCAGUCUUUACCUCAGGAACUCUGAAUGACAUGUCUAGAAGGAAGCUGUUUUUCAAAUGUGAAAGUUUUCAGAAAGGUGGGGCAUUCAAGUUCAGAGGUGCGUGCAAUGCCAUAUUUUCGCUUAAUAAAGAUCAGGCAGAUAAAGGGGUUGUAACACACAGCAGUGGCAACCAUGCUGCAGCAGUGGCUUUGGCUGCAGACUUACGGCAUAUCCCAGCAUAUGUAGUUAUACCCAACAAUGCUCCAAAUUGCAAAAUUCAGAAUGUGAUACGUUACAGCGGUCAUAUAAUAUAUUCUCAGCCUGCAUUACAGUCAAGGGAGUCUACUGCAACAAAGAUCGUGCAAGAAACUGGUGCAGUUCUCAUCCAUCCUUAUAAUGAUGUGCGCAUUAUAAGUGGGCAGGGUACCAUAGCAUUGGAGCUUCUGGAGCAAGCCCCAAAAAUUGACACUAUAAUAGUUCCCAUUAGCGGAGGUGGUUUGAUAUCCGGGGUGGCAUUGGCUGCUAAGUCCAUCAACCCUUCCAUUCGAAUUGUUGCUGCUGAGCCUUGUGGAGCUAAUGAUGCAGCUUUAUCCAAAGCAGCUGGAGAGAUUGUAACACUGCCUGAAACCAACACCAUUGCAGAUGGUCUUCAAGCUUCUCUUGGAAGUCUUACCUGGCCAGUGAUACGAGAUUUGGUUGAUGCUGUUAUAACUGUGGAAGAUCAGGAGAUAGUAGAAGCCAUGAAACUCUGUUAUGAGGUUCUGAAAGUGGUAGUAGAACCUAGUGGAGCCAUAGGCCUUGCAGCUGUUUUAUCUGAUAGUUUUCAGAACAACCCUGCCUGGAAGGAUAGCAACCACAUAGGAAUAGUACUUUCGGGAGGUAAUCUGGAUCUUGGCGUUCUUUGGGAUUCAAUUUUUGGCUCGUAA
Dovyalis caffra is the source of this 1005-nucleotide messenger RNA. The record is from the annotation of a GenBank genome assembly. Lineage: Eukaryota; Viridiplantae; Streptophyta; Magnoliopsida; Malpighiales; Salicaceae.